AUGGAAUCGCCUGUGAAGACAGGUUUCCAUAGACUGGAGAUAAAGAAAACAACAUGGGAUGUUCCGGAGCAAUAUAUCGAGCUGAAAGCAGUUGGCUCCGGGGCUUACGGGACAGUAUGGUGAGUUGACUUUGUGAAUGGGCAAUUAUUGGUAGCAUUCCUGGAAUAACUUCGCGCCAAACCAGCAUGCAUUUCAUAUACUUAAAAUAUACCACUGUAUAAAUACAGUUGUUUUCAUUGAAAAUAUGUAGAAAAUAAACAGAAUAAGGGGACAACUUUACCCUAUAAUGGUUUAUUAAUUUCUUAUUAGCUACACACGCAAAACUCUACAUUAUUGGAUAUUGUGUAAUAUAAGCUUUCUUUCGUAGCUUUUUUUUUUAUAACGAAAGACUCAGGACAUUGCUAACAGAGGCACUAUUGCCUCAAGGAAAUUAUCAAGUUGAAGCAGGUCUCGAGAUGAGACAAGAAUGUUGCACUCCCAACCUGGAGCAAGCCCCAUAAUAACACAUCUUGAAACCCAGUUUUACCUCUGCCAGAUAUCGGUAAUAUAGAAUGAACACACAAGCGUCUGAAAUGUUAUUUGUAGUCCUACUUAUAAUAAUUUGGCAAACUGACGUGAAAGCUAGUCAAAGAUUCUGCAGUCUUUGAUCUCUACUGACUUGAAAUUUUACUAUUGGCAUUUUAUAUCCCCCUUGUCUACAUUCUGUGACAUAAUUAUUCUAUCCAACACUAACGUUAUUUGACUUUGAACUUGUUUUAUUAAUUAGUUCUGCUAUUGACCAGCAGACUAAGGAGAAGGUGGCCAUAAAGAAGCUCUAUCGUCCUUUUCAGUCCCUGAUCCACGCUCAACGGGCCUACCGUGAACUAAGACUGUUACGCCAUAUCCAGCAUGACAAUGUAAGUCCUUGUUACCUACUAUAAUAGUGGACAUCUGAGAUACACUCCCCUGGACCGAGAUUCCGGUCACUCAAAAAUGAAAAGCCAUUACAAUGCAGUUAUUGUCAUUCAUUCUACUUCAUAUCAGAAUCAUUUGUAGUCUUAUGGACACUAUUCAGUAUGUUGAAUAUCAGUCAAUCAAAGACAUCCAGUUUUAUUGCUUUGCCUCCUUCCUAUGUUUAUUUAUGUUUGGUGGAGAGGAAUAGCGCCUCUUAUGGGCCAGUGUUUUCACGCAACACUUUCACAGUGUUAUCUUACUCUUGUACUUUGUCAGGCCUCCUUGUACUACUGGCGAUGAAUUAGUAUUACUGCAAUGUAAAUGUUCGUGUGGUCACUUUUUGUGGGAAUAAACCCUUCAUUACUUUACUUCUUCCUGUUGUUUUCCUAAAGGUGAUCUGCCUCCUCAAUGUCUUCACACCUGAUUUCUCCCUGGAGAAAUUCCAGACGUUGUAAGUGGGGAGCUGUGAACCGCAUUCCUCUGCCAGUUGUCACAGCUUGUUGAGACAGGCUGCUGAGAGUGUAUCUUGAAGUUUGAGUUUGAUCGUGCGUGUGUGUGUGUGUGUACUUGUUUUCCUACAUUAUCAGGACCCCAAUGUCCUACAUUUUUAAUCAGAAUGUCCUGAAAAGGUAGGAAAACAAUAACUUUUUUGAAAAGCCAGGAUUAGGUUUAGGGUUUUGGGGUUAAGGUUUUUUCAGGUUAAGGUUAGGGUUAGGUUAAGGGUUAAGUUUAAGGUUAGGGUUAGGGUUAGGUUUAGGGUACACAGCCUUUCUGAAAUUAGCCCACCCAACUAUCUCAUCCCCAUAUUGUUAUUUAUUUUGCUAAUUUGCACCCCAGUAUCUCUAUUUGCACAUCAUCUUUUGCACAUCUAUCAUUCCAGUGUUAUACGAAAUUGUAACUAUUUUGCACUAUGGCCUAUUUAUUGCCUUACCUCCAUAUCUUACUACAUUCGCACACACUGUAUAUAUAUUUUCUGUUGUAUUUUUGACUUUAUGUUUUGUUUACCCCAUAUGUAACUCUGUGUUGUUGUUUUUAUCGCACUGCUUUGCUUUAUCUUGGCCAGGUCGCAGUUGUAAAUGAGAACGUGUUCUCAACUGGCUUACCUGGUUAAAUAAAGGUAAAAAAAAAAAAAAAAAAAAAAAAAAGAUUUAGGGUUAGGGGUUAGGAAAAAUAGGAUUUUUUUAAUGGACUAAAAUGUUUACACUCCAAAAAGUCCAGAAAUGUCACGAAAACAAAGCAGUAUGUGUGUGUGUGUGUGCAGGUUUGUUCAUGUUUGUUUGUGCUUACUUACUUGGGCCCUUUGCUCCUUUGUAUGUGCUUGGGUAUGUGAUAUAAUCUGUUAGCUGAGUUAAAAUAUAUGUAUUAUGUCUGUGUUAUGAUUGCAACCAUGUGAGACAUAGUAUAUGAUGUUACCUGCAUUUUUUGUUUUGUAAUAAUUAGUAUACAUUUGUAACACUUAUUUGGAGGAGGUAGCUUUAGUACGUGAUGUAUUGUAUCAUUCCCUUUCCCUACUUUUUUUCUCUGUCACAGUUACAUGGUGACACUGUUUGUAUCUGACUUCCUGUCUCUCUCCUCCAUGUUACAGUUACAUGGUAAUGCCCUUUGUGGCUCAGGACCUCGGUCGCAUCAUGAAGAGGAGGAGACUGACCGAUCGCAUCAUCGUUUACCUCUUCUACCAGCUGCUACGUGGCCUGAAGGUGUUCACCACUACUAAGAAAUCAUUCUUUUAUAUGGGGCGACAGGUAGCCUAGCGGUUAGAGAGGCGAGCCAGCAACUGGAGGGUUGCCAUUUUGAAUCCCGGGUCUGUGAGGGAAGUGAUCCGUCGGGAAGUGAGCUGGCAACCGGAGGGUUUCUGGUAUCAAAUCCUAGAUGCCUUUGCCUGUCGUUGUGCCCUUGAGCAAGGCACGACAACCGCUCCACAGGCGCCCAGUGUGGCAGCCCCCUGCUCCAACCUCUCCAACCUGUAUAUGCAUGUAUUUUCGGAGGGGAUAGGAUAAAGUGGAAGUCCAAUUUUGGUUGGACCUUGUGUACAAUUGACAAAUAAAGUGAUCUUAAUCUUAAAUCUUAAUCUUAUACUAAUCUGAAAAUAAUGUUUAUUUAUAUUUUUCUAUCCUUUAGUAUAUCCAUUCUGCAGGGAUCAUCCAUCGGGUUUGUAUUAGGUUCUUAUGAAUAUACUUUAAAUACAUUUCUAAGUACAUUUUAGUGGGCAGAUCAUAUAACAUCCUACAUAUUUUUUAUUUAUUCUUCAGGAUCUAAAACCUGACAACCUCGCUGUGAAUGAGAACUGUGAAUUAAAGGUAAAUAAGAAUUUGGCAACAAGCUGCAUUUAUAUGUUUAAUUAUACUGUACCUUUUAUUGUAAAACCUUCAGACAGUAAGAUAAACAUAAAGUACUUGAUUUAGGAAGAUAACACACUGGUGUUUAAAGACUACACUUCCUUGUUUGAUUGUUAUGAUUACAUAUUAGCCUCUCUUUUUAUAAGCUUCAAUUUACUUUUCUUUCACAUUCUCUUGCUUUCUCUUUCUAUCUCAGAUCCUGGACUUUGGUCUAGCAAGACAUGCAGAGAGUGAGAUGACAGGCUAUGUGGUGACACGCUGGUACAGGUCACCAGAGAUCAUCUUCAACUGGAUGCACUAUAGCCAAUCAGGUGACCUAUCACCAACACACAAUAAAGACCUUUUCAUUUAUUUGGGCUUCACAUUCCUUGCAUUGCUCUUCUGGGGUUAUCUUACUCUUGUACUAUUGGUUCAGUGGUAUCUCAUGUGUUAUUUAUUCUGUGUGUGUCUGUCUACCUCUCAGUGGACUUGUGGUCUGCAGGCUGCAUCCUGGCUGAGAUGAUCACAGGCCAGGUUCUGUUCCCAGGCAAUGACAGUAUCCUCUCAAGUUUUCUCUUAACACCUGUAUAACUCAUUAAGUUUACAUCAACACAAAAACAUAUAUUCUGUACCCCAUUUGUUGUAUAUUACUGAUGUACUUAUCAUGUAGUUAUCUUAUGUAUUAGUUAUCAUUGUGCAGUUGCACAAGGGACAACACCAAUCAUGUAGCAGACUGUUCACUGAUCAGUGCUCUAAGUAUUUUGCUUUCAGUGGUUUCCACUGUCUGCCCUGUGUCCCUACACCCUCCUUGACCAUCCUGUUCAGGCAUUGACCAGCUGAAGAAGAUCCUUAACGUUACAGGAACACCACCGUCCUCCCUGGUGCAGAAGAUGCAGAGCAAAGAUGUAGGCCUACUGUCAUCUCAAUCUAAUGGCAACUCUUCAGCUCGCAACUAUUCAAUGUAGCUUGGUGUUGAAUUCACAAGUAUGCUCACUAUGGUGGUAACUUGUAAGAAAAAGGAGAUAACAUUGAAAAAAUACAGUUGACAGUUGAACAUUGUUGGUAUUGUCUUGCAGGCUCGCUCAUAUGUACAGAGUCUCCCUAUCCAAAAGAAGAAGAACUUCAAGGAGGUCUUUCCCUCCUUGGAUGUAAACGGUGAGUUGGUCUAUCAUCACUGUGCUAAUGGUACAUCCUGCAUGGUGGUUAUGAAUAUCUCAGUUCUUCAGUGAUGUUUUUCUAAUUGUAUAGUGAACAGUUGAGGGCUGGGUUGACUCUGUUUUCCAUACUCUACUUCCUAAUGCCUUCCUUUCUCUAUGUAAUAUUUCUCUAUCCUCUCUCUGUCUCUGUCCUGUGUGUUCCUCUGUCCAGCUGUGAAUCUGCUGGAGAGCAUGCUGCUGCUGGACCCAGAGACCAGGAUGACGGCUAAAGAGGGCCUCUCACACCCCUACCUCUCUGAGUUCCAUGACCCAGAAUCUGAACCCGACUCCCCGUCGUACGACGACUCCUUUGAAAGCCUGAAGCUUGAUGUGGGAGAGUGGAGUAGUGAGUAUAUCUUCUCUAUGACUGAUUACCUGGUUGCACAUGUUGAUGGCAUGUAUCCUGAAUUUCCCACUGCUCUUUGAGACCUACAGUUACAGUUCUGCAAAGUUUCCCUUUCAGGAAGUGAAAUUCUAAAAUACUGUAUGAUGCGAUUCAUGUGAUACAAUUCUAAAAUGCUCUGUCUUUUCCUGUUAGGUCUGAUCCACAUGGAGAUUAUGGCUUUUGACCCCAGCAACCCCAGUGCAACUGCAAUGUAG
This is a messenger RNA of Coregonus sp. 'balchen', 5044 nucleotides long. The record is from the annotation of a GenBank genome assembly. Lineage: Eukaryota; Metazoa; Chordata; Actinopteri; Salmoniformes; Salmonidae.